GGAAGAGUCAGUUAAAGGAAGAAACACUCUACAUUGAUCACUGUCAGAGAAGAGAGCACGAGAGCGAGACAGGAAAAGUGUAAAGUUUGUCCUCUGGAGGGAGACACUGACUGUCUCAAUCAUCAAAUCAGGAUGUUUGUUCUCAUCUGGGCGACUCUGCUUUUCUCUGUGAGAGACAACAAUGCUGUCACAGGUGAAUCGGUGGGGGAAAUAACAAGGUGUAACAGAGGAUUCUGUAUCACUCUCAGAGGAGGAGAAGUAACAGCAGAGGCUGGACUCUGUGUUGUGAUACCGUGUUCUUUCACCACUGGUUAUGGCUUUACACCUCAACAUAUGGUGUGGUACAAAUGUGAACCAUCUAAAUAUAGUUGUGGUGAUUCAGACAUGAUACUCCACACUAACAAGAACAACAAAGAAGUUCAGUCUGGGUUUAUGGGAAGAGUUUCACUGUUGGAGCCUGACGUGAGUCAGAAGAACUGCAGCAUCAUCAUCAAUGACCUCACUGAGUCAGACUCUGGAUCAUAUCGACUCAGAGUUAAUGGUUUCCAGUAUGGGAAUAAUGUUGGAUUUACAUUCUAUCAAAGAGCAACUGUCUCUGUUAAAGGUCUGACCCAGAAGCCCACAGUGAUGGUUCCUCCUCUGACAGAGGGACAGCAGACCACACUGACCUGCACUGCUCCUGGUCUCUGCUCUGGAUCUGAUCCUAAAGUCACCUGGACGUGGAGAGGAGCAGGAAACAUCACUGCUUUCAUGACUGAGGAUCUGACUGCUGUCACAAAGAGACACAGCUCAACUUUGACCUUUAACCCUUCAGAUGAACACCACGGCUCCAACGUCACCUGUAAGGUCAGCUUCACAAACAACAUCACUACAGAGGAGACAGUGACUCUGAAUGUGACCUAUGUGAAAGAAUUUAAAAUCACUGGGAAUACAAGUGUGAAGGAGGGUGAGACUCUGAAUCUCACCUGCAGUGUUGAAAGUUUCCCUCCAUCUCUCAUCACGUGGACAAAAUCUUCUGAGGAAAACUUUCUGAAUGGAUCAGAAACGAAUUGGGAGAACAACACCGCGAUCUUCAUGCAGAGAGAAAGUGGAAUGGGCACUUUUUCCAUCUCUAAUGUGACAACAGAGGAUUCAGGACUGUACAUCUGCAGAGCAAAGUAUCUGAAUAAAACCCUGGUGGAAAGGGUUGAUGUAACAGUCAUAUAUAUGAAGGAACCUGUUAUCACUGGAAAUACAACUGUUGAGAAGGGAGAUGCUCUGAAUUUAACCUGUAGCGUUGAAAGUUUUCCUCCAUCUCAUAUCAAAUGGACUGUAUUUGGCUCCAACGAGAAGCUGCACAAUGGACUUGACCCCGACCUGCAGAACGACACUGGAUCAGCCACACUUUUCAUCCCUAAUGUGACGGCAGAAUAUUCCGGACAGUACGUCUGUACAACACAACACCUGGACAAGACUGUGACUACAUAUGCUGAUGUAACCGUUACUUGGUUUUCAAAGAUCUUAAAAAACUCUGGGUGUGUGGUUCAGUCGGAGGUCCUGACCUGUGUGUGCAUCAGUGAGGGGUUUCCAUUACCCACCAUCAAAUGGCCGCUGUUGGAGAACCACACUGAGUACUCUGUCAUCACCACUGUGUCAAACCACACAGUCAACAGCACCGCCACUCUAACUGUAAAAGACCACAGCAACACUUCUGUUAAUUGUGUCAGCAGCAAUGAAAAUGGGGAAGCUAAAGAAAACCUCAUCAUUCACAUACAAAUGUCAGAACAAGAUGAUGAGUCCAAAGAUCUAGUUUCAUGGUUGGAAGUCAUCAUUGCCUUUUCGAUUGGUGCAAUUCUUUCAGCAGUCAUUUUCUGUUUGAUCACAAAAUGCCACAGUGACUAUUUUAACAGAGACAAAAAAAUAGAUGCUGGUCAAACAGUCGAGGAUGAUCAGACCUACUACCAAGAGUUAGCCGAAGGAGAAGAAGGAGCUGCGGCGGCAGAGCAAGCAGCCCCUGAUCUCAAUGGUGGACCUACAGAUGUGGAGUACGCCAGCAUUGAUUUCUCCCUGUUGAAAAGAAAGAAUCCCAGAGAGGCAGCAAAGAAGAAAGAGACCACAGAGACAGAGUACGCUGAAAUCAAGAAAGAAGUAAAAGAGGAAACAGAAAACAAUAGCGGAGAGGAAGGUUGUGUCUUGGAGGGGGUGAUGAUCAUGGAGGAUGAAGAGACUAAGCAUUGUGUCCCUGCAGAGGACGACGGGGAGGACGCUGAAGUGUACUCUAACGGGAUGAACCCCAAUGACUUUGUUCACCCUGUGACUUUUCCUCUUGCUCCACCAUCAGUUGCAGAGCAAAGAGGAACAAAGUACAAAAGGAAGACGAAGAGAGGAAGAGUCAGUUCAGAGCAGAGACACGGAGCAGAGAUCACUGUGGUGAGAAGAGAACAGGAGAUCAAGAGGAAAAGAGGAAAAGAAACGGACUGUCUCAAUCAUCAAAUCAGGAUGUUUGUUCUCAUCUGGGCGACUCUUCUUUUCUCUGUGAGAGGCAUCACUGCUGAUACAGGUGCUUCAGUGGGGGAAAUAACAUGGUGUCAAGAACAAUUCUGUAUCACUCUCACAGGAGGAGAAAUAAAAGCAGAGGCUGGACUCUGUGUUGUGAUACCGUGUUCUUUCAACAGUACUAAUGGCUUUACACUUCAACAUAUGUUGUUUAUGAAAUGUGAACCAUCUACAAAAUAUUGUCAGAGGUCGGACAUUAUAUUCAGCACUGACGAGAGCAAUCAAGUUCAGUCUGGGUUUAUGGGACGAGUUUCACUGUUGGAGCCUGACAUGAGUCAGAGGAACUGCAGCAUCAUCAUCAAUGACCUCACUGAGUCAGACUCUGGAUCAUAUCAGCUCAGAAUUGAGUAUUCCCAGUAUAAUAACAACAAGGGAUUUACAUUCCAGCUAAAAUCAAAUGUCUCUGUUAAAGGUCUGACCCAGAAUCCCACAGUGAUGGUUCCUCCUCUGACAGAGGGACAGCAGACCACACUGACCUGCACUGCUCCUGGUCUCUGCUCUGGAUCUGAUCCUAAAGUCACCUGGACGUGGAGAGGAGCAGGAAACAUCACUGCUUUCAUGACUGAGGAUCUGACUGCUGUCACAAAGAAACACAGCUCAACUUUGACCUUUAACCCUUCAGCUGAACAACACGGCUCCAACGUCACCUGUAAGGUCAGCUUCACAAACAACAUCACUACAGAGGAGACAGUGACUCUGAAUGUGACCUAUGUGAAGAAACCUGUGAUCACCGGAAUGACAACUGUUAAGGAGGGUGAUGCUCUAAAUCUAACCUGCAGUGUUGAGAGUUCCCCCCCCUCUGUUAUCACCUGGACUAAACUUGGCUCCAACAAAAACCUGCAAAGUGAAAAUACAAGCGUCCUGAAGAACAACACUGGAACAGCCACUCUCAUCAUCCUUAAUGUGACAGCAGAAUGUUCUGGAGAGUACAUCUGUACAGCAAAGCACCAGAACACUACUCUGACCACACCUGCUGAAGUAAAUGUAAAAUAUGUGAAGAAACCUGUGAUCACCGGAAUGACAACUGUUAAGGAGGGUGAUGCUCUAAAUCUAACCUGCAGUGUUGAGAGUUCCCCCCCCUCUGUUAUCACCUGGACUAAACUUGGCUCCAACAAAAACCUGCAAAGUGAAAAUACAACCAUCCUGAAGAACAACACUGGAACAGCCACUCUCAUCAUCCUUAAUGUGACAGCAGAAUAUUCUGGAGAGUACAUCUGUACAGCAAAGCACCAGAACACUACUCUGACCACACCUGCUGAAGUAAAUGUAAAAUUUCAUCCAAAGGUCUUCAGUAGCUCUGCAUGUGAGGUUCAGUGGGAGGUCCUGACCUGUGUGUGCAUCAGUGAGGGUUUCCCUUUACCCACCAUCAAAUGGCCGAUGUUGGAGACUCGCACUGAAUACUCUUUCACUACCAAUAAGUCAAACCACAUCGUCAUCAGCUUCGCCAAAUCUGUAAAAGAUCUCAACUCCACCACUGUUGAAUGUGUCAGCACCAAUGAAAUUGGGGAAGCAAAAGAGAACCUCACAGUCAGAACAAAGGAGUUAAAACAAAACGAUCUACUCAAUGCAUUUUUUACAGCCACAAGCCAUCAUUGCGUUUUUCAUUGGGAUACUUCUUGCAUCAACGAUCUGCUGUUUGGCCAUAAAAUGCUGCAGAAAUAAACAGAAGAACUCUGCUGAGGCUCUGGAGAUGGUGACGACUCAAGCGGUUCCACUGUUAGAUGCUGGUCAAGGAGUGGACAAUGACCAAGGGGAAUCUGAAGAAGGAGCUACAGCUGCUGGGCAAUCUGCCUCUGGUGGUGAUGUGGAACCAAAAGAGUUGGAGUACUCUGCCAUCGACUUUUCCUUGGUGAAAAGGAAGAGUCCCUUAGGGGCAGAGAAUACCCAAGAGACCAAAGAUACAGUGUAUGCCAAAAUCAAAAACAAAGCAAAAGAGGAGAGACAAAACGAUGGUGCUGAGGAGGUAGCAAUGGUGGAGGGCAGUGAAGAGGAGGAGGUGAUGGUAGGGGAAGAUGAGGAGACAAAACAGUAUCUGCCGAAGGACGAGGAAGGAGGUGAGGAUGUGGCAGUGUACUCCAAUGUGAAGGAAAUAAUGGGGGAGAUAGAAGGACUGUAUAGCAUGGAGGAGUCACUUAACAAUUAAUGUUUCUUUCCUUUUUUUGAAUUUGGAAAGAGAGAGAAAACACAACAGGUGAUUCAUCGCAGACAGAUGAGACAUAAUGUAGUGAAACAAGCUUUACAUUAAACAUAGGACGAGCUUUAGUGCAAGAUGGGGUUGAUAUUCAUAUUUUAUAUUUGAUGCUGGUGUGUAUGUAUGAGGUUGAAGUAUAUCAUAUUUUACAGAAAGGGAAGCAGUUAGAUUCAAUGAGAAUAAAACAUAAAUAAUAAUACAUUUUAUUUAAAUAGCGCUUUUCAAAAAAGUCAGAUACACUUUACAAAGGGGAUAAAAUAGAGAUAAAUAUUUUAAAACAUACAUCCUAGACAAUUAAGCAGGAAGGACAGACACGUUAAAUGGUUAGACAUUAAAAGCAGACUUAAAUAAGUGUGUUUUUAGUGUUUUUUUGGAUGUAACGGAGUGAAGCUGAAGUCCGGAUAUGAGUGGGAAGAGAGUUCCAGAUGAUGGGAGGCAGUAGCAUAAAAAAGGCCCUGUCACCUCUGUUCGAUACUCGGUCCUAGUUGUUGGCUUGAGGAGGUUAGUAGUUGAGGUGAUGAAUGAGUGGAUGAGGAUUUCAGCAGAAGAAAAGGAGAGGGGUUGGCGGAGGAGGGCAAUAUUUUUGAGAUGAUAAAAAAGGCUGUUUUGACAAUGUGGUCGAUGUCGGAUUCAAACGAAAGAGUUCUGUCAAAAAAGUAAAUCAACAAUUAAAAAUAAAAGCGUACUGGGAGAGAAGUAGAAGAAGGUGAAUAAAAGUGUUGUCAGUACUUAAAGAUGUAUAAGAUAAGAUAAGAUAAUCCUUUAUUAGUCCCGCAGCGGGGACAUUUACAGGAUUACAGCAGCAUAGAGGAUAGUGCAAACAAGAGAUAUAGUCAAAAAAAACAAGAUCAAAAUAAGUAUCAUAAAUAAGCAAAUGAGCCAUAAAAAACAGUAAAAAAAACAGUAAAGGACAGUAAAGAAUCCACAGUAACGGAAAUAUUAUAUAUACAGACAGAAACUAUUAUAACUAUUGUAUUGCACAGUGUAUUAGUGUCGUGUGGUCUGCUGGGAGCAGAGCUGGUUGUGCAACCUGACAGCAGCAGGAAGGAAGGACCUGCGGUACCUCUCCUUCACACACCGGGGUGAAGCAGCCGGUGGCUGAAGGAGCUGCACAGAGCUGCCAGGGUGUCCUGCAUGGGGUGGGAGGUGUUGUCCAUCAGGGAUGAUAGCUUGGCCAUCAUCCUCCUGUCUCCCACUACUUCCACCGUAUCCAGUGGACACCCCGGCACACUGCUGGCCUUCUUGACAAGUUUGUUUAGUCUCUUCCUGUCGGCUGUCGAGAUGCUGCUGCUCCAGCAGACCACUGCAUAAAAAAUGGCUGAUGCCACCACAGAGUCAAAGAAGGUCUUCAGGAGUGCUCCCUGUUCUCCAAAGGACCUCAGUCUCCUCAGCAGAUACAGUCUGCUCUGACCCUUUUUAUAAAGUUCAUGUAUAUGUUUAAAGGGGUCUUAGCAGAGGGGGCAAUGCAGCUCGUUUUGUACCAAAGUGCACUUUUGUUGUGAUCUUUUUAUUUAAAGCCACAAUAUGUGUAGCCGUGGCUCAGGAAGUAAAGCAACCGAGUUGUACAGUAAUUGCAGGGUUAGACACUUAACCCUAAAUCUUGUUGUCAUGUGCUUGAUAAAAGUUCAUUUAAAUGCAGUCAAUUUAUAUAUAAUAUUCAAACUUAGAUGCCUAAGCUAGCUGUGGCUGUACACCUAAAUGUAGCCACCAGGAACUGGUGAGUAGGGCAGGUGUAGCCAAUUAUUGAUGUAAGUCUCCGCCCACAUAACAGGACAUAUAAACACAGGCCUAGUCACGGACAUAUCUUGUUGUCUGGGGUCCUACCACUUCCUGUUCGUGUUGUAUGUUGGCAAACAAAAAGACGUGGCAAGUAUGUACUGUUGGGCUUUAACUUAACAAUUAAAACUGGUAGCUUGAAACAGGUUUCAUGCUUUGAUUUUAGUCACAGCUUUACAUGUUCUCAAAACUAAUUUAGCAAUGGUUCCUUACUAUAUAUUUAGCAUUUAUCUUUUAUGUUUUGAUGUUUUGGUUCAUAAUUGCAAUUUUAUUUAAUUUCAGAGCCUUUGAUCACAUGGCCAUCGGUAUGGUUGUCAGCUGCUGUUUUUAAGAUGUAUUCUCCACAUUUCCCAUUUCCGUUCUUAUAGUUUCAAGCCAGGCCCCAAUGAUCUGAGGUCAUUAUUUACUAUCACCUGAGUGAAGUGUAGAUUCACUGCAUGUUACCUAUUUUAUAAAAGUCGGUUAGGUAUUUUAAGUUGUAUAUCACUUGUCCCUAGUUCAAUAAGUCCUGCUUGAAAGCUUAACAGCUUAUUAUUGCAAAAUGUUUGUACAAUAAAAGACGACUGA
Molecule: messenger RNA, 7069 nt
Organism: Anoplopoma fimbria (sablefish)
Lineage: Eukaryota; Metazoa; Chordata; Actinopteri; Perciformes; Anoplopomatidae
Exons: 21
Coding region: 133-4197 (1354 amino acids)
Source: RefSeq, a predicted model, not a curated record